Molecule: messenger RNA, 3009 nt
Organism: Salvia miltiorrhiza (redroot sage)
Lineage: Eukaryota; Viridiplantae; Streptophyta; Magnoliopsida; Lamiales; Lamiaceae
Product: putative pentatricopeptide repeat-containing protein At1g12700, mitochondrial
Exons: 2
Coding region: 62-1954 (630 amino acids)
Molecular function (GO): protein binding
Source: RefSeq, a predicted model, not a curated record
CUCCAUCUUCAACAGCGACCUUCCCCAAUUUAUUUCCAAUUCUUCUUUCAAUUCAUUCACUAUGAGAAUGAGGCGGAAUCACGCUGCCAUGAUUUUGGGAAGAAUUAUCUUCAAUUCUUCUUUCAAUUCAUCCACUCUCCCCAUUGCUUCUCUACACUCGUUUCUUACCAAACCCAGAUUCAAUUUUGAUAAUGCCAGCUGCCAAAUGAGACACUUCUCCGCCUAUCCCAGAUUCAAUCUUGAUAAUCUCACCCACCAAAUUAGAUCCUUCUCCUCCUAUCCCAGAUUCGAUUUUGGAUCUAUACGUGAGCCCAAUGAUGCCGUCGCUCUAUUUCGGGAUAUGAUGAGAACGGAGCCGCUUCCUUCUGUUAAGCUUUUCUCAAGAUUGCUGAGUGCUGUGGUCAAGCUGAAACAAUACUCUGCUGCACUUCAUCUGUUCGACGAAAUGCUUCAAAGGGAUGCUCCUGUAAAUCACUACACGUUGAGUAUUGCAAUUGAUUGCUAUUGCCGACUGAAAAGACCUGAUUUUGGGUUUGCGAUCUUAGGCAUUUUUUUCAAGCGUGGGUACGAGCCUACUGUUGUAACCUUCAACAUUCUCGUGAAGGGCCUUCUGUUUGUUGGAAGGAUCCCAGAGGCAGCUAAAUUGUUGGGGAAGCUGUCGGCCUACCAACUGUGCGACCCCGAUGAGUAUACGUAUAAUACUAUAAUUCAUGGGUUAUGCAAAGCUGGAGAUAUUCUACAGGCGAUUGGUUUGCUCUGCUCAUUGGAAAAAGGAAAAGGGAACUGCAAACCCGAUGUCUAUUCUUACAACAUAGUCAUUGAUGGUCUAUGCAAGAACGGAAAGGUGGACGAAGCUCUCCAACUCUUCUCCACUUUGGGUGAUAGGGGGAUUUCACCAAAUGUCGUGACAUAUAGUUCAAUAAUCGAGGGGUUGUGCAAGCUGAGAAGAAUGGACGAGGCUGAAGACAUUUUCAAGAAGAUGAUUGCUAAUAAGGUCUGCCCAGAUGUGUGGACAUAUAAUAUCUUUGUGGAUGCUUGGUGCAGAGAGGGAAGGUUGGAAGAGGCCGAGCAUAUAUUGGUAAAAAUGAAGGAGAUUGAUGUUCAACCCAACAUUGUCAUAUACAAUGCAUUGAUUAAUGGAUACUGUUUGCAAGGAAAAGUGAAUGAAGCUGAACGCAUUUUCCAAUUAGCAGUGAAUUCCGGAAUCAAUCCCGAUAUCAUAAGCUACAGUAGCCUGAUGAAUGGCUAUUGCAAAAUCGGGCGAGUCGAUGAAGUUUCACGUCUUUUUACCAAAAUUGGCACUGAAGGGUUAGAGCGCAAUGUUGUUUGUUAUUCCAUAAUGCUAGAGGCGCUAUUUCGUGAAGGAAGAUGCGAGGACGGCUUGAAUUUGUUCAAAGAGAUGCAAUCUCUAGGAUUGUCUCCUGAUGUGAUGACUUACAAUAUCUUCUUGGAUGGUUUGUGCAGUGCUCAUCGUAUCACUGAAGCAUUUUCCAUAUUGCACACUAUGGAAGGUAAAGGCAUCGUUCCAAACAUAGUAACAUUCAAUAUUCUCAUUGAGGGAUUGUGCAACGACAACAAAGUCAGAGAAGCAAAAGAUCUGUUCAACAAGCUUCCAUCCAAAGGUUUGCAGCCUGAUGUCAUAACAUGUAAUAUUCUCAUUGGUGCACUUUGCAAAGAAGGACAGAUUAAGGAGGGUAAGGAUUUGAUGACGCAAAUGGUAAGCGACGGUUGCUUGCCUAAUAGUGUAACAUACAAUGUUUUUGUUCGAGGUCUUCUCAAAAUGAACAAGAUGCUUGAUGCAAUGCCACUUUUGGAAGAGAUGGAUUCAAGGGGAUUUACACUUGACAAAAUUGCAUAUUCGAUGUUGAUUGAACAUGUUAAAAUGGAAGGUAGAGAUAGUGUUUUGGUUGAUAAGGUUAAGAAACUUUUACCGAAGGACUUCUAUUCUAGUUAGGUUUUAUGUUGUGUUUGUCGGUCAAGAAUUAUUGCAAUAGAGCUUAAGGGGAAAGUACAUUUGCUUAUUUGUUUAUUUAAUCUUUAUGUUAUGAUAGAUUUAAAAUGUUUCAAUUUUGUAGUUGUGAUGUUGUUUAUUUAAUCUGUAUGUUUUCUACAUAUAAUAAAGUGCCUCUCUCUCUCUCUCUCUCACCUAUGACACACACAUUUGUAGUAGUAGGCACUGACACUGUUGGUGGCACUGUUGCUCAACUUCUGCAUUCAUUGUAUGUGCAAAUUGGAGCUACAUUUAAUUUAGUUUCACUAUGUAAGAAUUAUGUAUGUGAAAUCUUGAUUGAAAUCGAGAUCUCUCUCUGUUUUGUCUGAGCUUGUAAGUUGAUGUGUGGCGAUCUUUAAGUGAGAUUUGAACUCGAGGCCCUCCAAUACCUCCUGUGGUAUCUGAGGUUCAUUUUCAUCAUUGAAAACUGAGCAUCGAAAAUAAUAAGCAAUUAGUUUUCUUGGGGAGAAAAAAAGAAACACAGAAGAAGCAUCACCUUGAACAAGAACUGCCGCAAGAAACAGUAUGAAUAAGAACAAGUGAUGAAAGGGAUGUCAAUGGGAGAGAGAGAGAGAGAAAGGUUACUGCUGAGCUCUAUCUGUGUAUUAAUUGUUUUUCACUUGUCAAUAGUUUUUAACUGCCUCCUGUUUGGGAAGCACGACACAGAUUCUAAAGGAUAAGAGCAAUGUUCCUGUUUGAGGCAACAUUGCCAAUCGAAGGCUACAGCGAGAAGAUCAACGAUGCAGCGUGGAAGAGUGUUGAAGGGAAGAAGCGCAGAUGAUAAGAGGCGACGCCUCAGCAUGGGUUUGCAACUUCAAUUUGCAUUGAUCUUGCAACGGUUCGUUUUUUAGUAUGUAGCUUUGGUUAGUUAAAUCACUAUGCAUUGAUAGUUGUUUGCUGCAAAUAAGAAUAUAGCAGUAGCCAUACUAGCAUUCUUCUUCAGCGGUUGUUUUUUAGUUGCUACUAUUUUUUGAAUGGUAAUUGCGAAUCAUUGUGGAUCAUUUUAUUGCCUUCUUGAA